Molecule: messenger RNA, 1464 nt
Organism: Harpegnathos saltator (Jerdon's jumping ant)
Lineage: Eukaryota; Metazoa; Arthropoda; Insecta; Hymenoptera; Formicidae
Gene: Aps
Product: diphosphoinositol polyphosphate phosphohydrolase 1 Aps
Exons: 3
Coding region: 379-948 (189 amino acids)
Biological process (GO): diphosphoinositol polyphosphate metabolic process; adenosine 5'-(hexahydrogen pentaphosphate) catabolic process; diadenosine hexaphosphate catabolic process
Cellular component (GO): nucleus; cytoplasm
Molecular function (GO): bis(5'-adenosyl)-pentaphosphatase activity; diphosphoinositol-polyphosphate diphosphatase activity; endopolyphosphatase activity
Source: RefSeq, a predicted model, not a curated record
AGUCCGCGGUUGCGACGCGAUACAGUGGUGGGGGCGUCUUGCGGUUGGUUGGCGCGGUGGUUUCGGAAAUUUUGAGGUUAAAGUGAACGCCUGGCGUGGAUCGGGUUUCCGGUCGACUUGCCGCUUUAUAAGGACGACGUAACAUCGACACGGCAGACGCGUCUCGUCGUCGGUCGUAAACGGGCGCGUCACGGCUUAUGUGAAUUCAGCGUUCGCACGCACGCACGUACGUACGGCAGAGUGGACUCGAUGUCGGUAAUAUGUCGGUUGCGAACAACAUUGAGACGACGCGGGUGCACAGAUUGGCCUGUCCGGCCGUUUGACGAAUAUUUAUGAAUACACGGGAUGAUCUGAGACGGCGGCGUCCAACGGUACAACAUGGUGAAAGAGAAGGCGAAUUCGACCCGCAUCUACGAUUCGGAAGGCUACAGACGCAGAGCUGCUUGCAUCUGCGUGAAGAACGAUCUGGAGGACGAGGUACUAUUAGUUACAUCCAGUCGGAAACCUGACAGUUGGAUAGUACCGGGUGGUGGUGUCGAACCGGAGGAAGAACCAGCGGUCACGGCUCUUCGUGAAGUUCGAGAGGAGGCUGGUGUUUUAGGACAAUUAGGCCGUUGCCUCGGCACAUUUGAGGUUAUAACUCGUGAUAAUGUGGAACACAAGCACAGGACACAAGUGUGGGUUAUGCAAGUGACUGAAGAACUACCAGAGUGGGAGGACUCACGCGCUAUCGGUCGGAAGCGAAAGUGGUUUACCAUACAGGAGGCCCUGCUCCAACUCGGUCAGCACAAGCCCGUCCAGCGCUCUUACCUGCAUAGUCUCCACAAUACUAAUCCUCGACAUAAUUCUACCACUUCACCACUGUCCCAUCAUUCGCACUCUACGAUGGCAUCUAUUGAAUUAGUGAAUAAUUCUAGUAACAAUCCUCAUUCGGAUAAACACAGCUAAUAUCAUCGUGAGUCAUCUAUAUUUCUAUCAAAAACAUGGUCGCCAUUCUUGGAGCAGUUUGUUGUUACUCCUCCUUUCUUCCCCUAAGGGAAUUAUGAUAAUAUUUACUGCUACAAUUUUAUAUAUAAAUUAAUAUUACUUAUACUUAUCUUUAUUACAUAAUAUCCAUUACAUAUUAGUUAUAAUUUAAUUAUGUUUAUUCUCAUAUAGAUUAUUGAUAAAGCAGUUCAUAAAAGAGGUAUUUUUUGUAAUGUAGCCUUUCAUUUCUAACGUGACUUUUAAUGAAAUAUGUCGGACGAGAGAUAAAUUGUUUAAUUUUAUUAUUUAAUGUUUGUGUCUAAUAUACAUAGAAUGUCAUCUUUUUUCACAUGUUCUGCUUAGUUAUGACAAUUACCACCAUAACUUUUUCUACAUUUUCUAGAAAGAAAGGAAAAGUUAUAUAAUGGUUAGCAUUACAAGCAGCAGUCUGCAUGUAUCUUAUAGAUUAAAUUCUUGAAUAAAUUUUGCAAUAAUUGA